Molecule: messenger RNA, 1681 nt
Organism: Camelina sativa (false flax)
Lineage: Eukaryota; Viridiplantae; Streptophyta; Magnoliopsida; Brassicales; Brassicaceae
Product: serine carboxypeptidase-like 38
Biological process (GO): proteolysis
Cellular component (GO): vacuole
Molecular function (GO): serine-type carboxypeptidase activity
Source: RefSeq, a predicted model, not a curated record
UGUAAAUGUGAAUAUGCAAUGGCUUGGUUGAAACAAAGUAUUGUUAUCCUUUUAAGUUUUAACCAUAACACUGGUAGUUAUAUGUGCCCGAUUUAUUUUGUAAGUUGUUAAGUAGGUGAUUAAAAAUAGAUGUCAAGAACCAAAAUGUAAAUCUAUAAAAUGCUGCCAUUCAUUGUCUAAUUCUAAAUCUUUGGUCUCCUUUUUUUUUUUUUUUUUUUNCCUAUUUCUUGAAGGAGUCCAAGAUAAUAGAAUGGGAAAACGUCAAGACUGGUCCGUGGCCGCUUGUGUUUUCCUACUCUUGUCUCUGGCAUCACAAAUCUAUUGUACGAGCGAAACCCAUUUCUCCCGGUCGAAGCUAGGAGUUGGUUCGUCAGGUGAAGUCCUAUCGCCAAAGGAGAAAGAUCUAAUCAAGAAGCUCCCUGGGCAACCUUCUAACGUUAAUUUCAGACAGUACGGAGGUCAUGUGGCUGUGAACGAAACGGCCGGUCGGUUUUUGUACUAUUAUUUCGUGGAAUCCAUCAAACCUAGUAACUCUACUCCUCUCGUGUUAUGGUUAAACGGAGGACCAGGCUGCUCAUCUCUACAAUCUGUGGCAUUUAAAGGGAUGGGUCCAUUCCGCGUACUAGACGACAGCAAAACGCUACUCCGAAAUCCUUAUUCAUGGAACAACGAGGCAAACAUAUUGUUCUUAGAAUCGCCGGCAGCUGUAGGAUUCUCGUACUCAAAAACUUUAGAUGCAAUUCAAAUUGCCGAACAAGGGGACACGCUAUCAGCAGAAGAUAAUUAUAUGUUCUUGGUGAAUUGGCUUGAAAGGUUUCCGGAAUAUAAACGAAGAGAAAUUUUCAUCACCGGUCAGAGUUACGCGGGCCACCAUGGUCCCCAACUUGCGCAGAUUAUCCUUAGACGUAACAACCAAACCUUCAUCAACUUACGAGGUAUGAUGAUCGGUGCUCCAGCACUCGAUGUAAAAGCCAUAGACGAUUCUAUCGAAGGAUAUCUGAAGAGUCGUGGUGUCUUUGUGGACAACGUUAAACUCUGCAACGAGUGGAAUAUAGAUGCCGAGACAUAUGAUAUGGAAAAGUGCAUGGAUAUGGAUACAAUGCACCAAGCUAAAUUAGAAUAUGUGGACCUGUCCAACAUACACUCUCCGAAGUGCCUAAACUCCACAUCGAGCAUCAAACCCAAGAAAUGUAGGACAAUAAUGGACAUUGAUCCGUGCGUAAAAAACUACAUACAUGCUUAUCUUAACAAGAGAAAGGUUCAAGAAGCGAUACAUGCCAUUGCCAACACCACGAAAUUACCGUACCCGUGGACUGAUUGCAAUGAUGAAAUGAAUACCAACUGGAACGAAACUGAAAAAGAGGCCUCAAUGAUUCCUGUUCUUCACGAGCUGAUAGGUAAGAGUCUCCGAAUGAUGUUUUACAGUGGAGACUUGGACGCGGUGGUGCCUUUUACAGCUACACUGGCCACACUCAAGGAUAUGAAUCUAACGGUUGUAAAUGAUUGGCGUUCGUGGUUCACCGAAGGGCAGGUGGGAGGGUACACAUUAGAUUACAAAGGGAACUUGUCCUAUGCAAUUGUGAGAGGAGCAGGUCAUGGUGUGACUAGGGACCACCCUAUACGUGCACUUACACUCUUUACCAGCUUUAUCCAUAAUACUCCUCUCCCCAAAACACCCUGA